Molecule: messenger RNA, 255 nt
Organism: Funneliformis geosporum
Lineage: Eukaryota; Fungi; Glomeromycota; Glomeromycetes; Glomerales; Glomeraceae
Source: the annotation of a GenBank genome assembly
AUGGGAAUUAAAUACGUGUUAUUAGUAAGUCGUCAAGGAAAAGUACGUCUUGCCAAGUGGUUUAACACUCUUUCACCAAAAGAAAAGCAAAAAAUCAUUAAAGAAGUUACACAAAUGGCAUAUUUUGUUUUGGAUGAAUUGAUAAUUGCUGGAGAAAUGCAAGAAUCCAGCAAAAAAUCUGUAUUAAAGGUUGUCAGUCAACAAGAUCAGCUUGAAGAAGGAGAAAAUAGCGAAAAAGGAUGGCCGGAAAAAUAA